This is a messenger RNA of Drosophila obscura, 1024 nucleotides long. RefSeq lists its product as uncharacterized. The coding region runs from base 59 to 988 and encodes 309 amino acids. The record is from RefSeq and is a predicted model, not a curated record. NCBI's taxonomy places the organism in Eukaryota, Metazoa, Arthropoda, Insecta, Diptera, Drosophilidae. The transcript has 2 exons.
AAACGAAGCGUAUGUAAGCAGAGUAGUGGACAUUUUUUGUUUUUUCCAGAAGGCAGCUAUGGCCCCUCAAACCUCAUCACGUUCCCGAUCCAGCCGCAGGUCGGAUCGCUCACGGGCACGAGGAAAGACUUCCUUCCAGUGUCGAGUGUGUCCCGGAGUUCACCCGCUGAGGAACUGCCGGAAGUUUAUCCGGUUGAGCGUCGAGAAGAGGCUCCGAGCCGUACUCCUGCAUCGGCAUUGCUCGAACUGCCUGGCUCACGAGCACUCGGGCAAGGACUGCCGCAGUGGAGACCUAUGUAAGGUGUGCUCCCGGAACCACCACACUCUGCUCCACCUGCCCGGGUCUCGGCGCCCUACUGGCUCCUCUUCGGCUCCGUCGACUUCACCUCCGUCUCGGCGUCCUGCUGGCUCCUCUUCGGCUCCGUCGACGUCACCUAAGUCUUCCCGCGCCAACCCACGCCCUCGUCUUCCGGUCAGCCGCCCUGUCGUUGGAAAUCCGGUCCCGACAGCAAACUCCUUGCUCCAGCACCAGAGCAUCAACGUCCUCCCGACGGCGAUGGUGGUCCUCGCAGGCACUCAGGUGAUGAGUGCGCUGAUCGACCCCUGCACGCCGGUCAGCUGCAUCGACGCCGAGGUGGCUAGGGAGCUGAAAUUGCCCACUACCUGCAUCGGGGACGAGCGGGUGUGCACAGCCAUGAUCCGGGCGAAGAUAGGAGAUUUUAAAGUGGAGGCAGUCUUCAAAAUCGAGCCCCGUCUGCGCGUCCGUACGCCGAUCCGUCAACUGAGCGACACCGUCCGUGCUCGUUUCGACGACUUGAGGUUGGCCAACGAGCAAUUCCACAAGCCGACGACCAUCUCGCUCGUCUUGGGUGCGGACUUGUAUCCCAGGGUCAUCCAACCUGGGUUCCUCGCCCGCGCAGACGGCCUUCCCGUGGCGCAAAGCACGGUGUUUGGGUGGAUCGUGUCUGGUGCAUGCACGCAGACUUAAAAAAAAAUCUUUGCAUUCCUGCAAGGGGGGGGAGAA